Echinostoma caproni is the source of this 279-nucleotide messenger RNA. The record is from the annotation of a GenBank genome assembly. Lineage: Eukaryota; Metazoa; Platyhelminthes; Trematoda; Plagiorchiida; Echinostomatidae.
AUGGAACACAGUUUGGCCCGCAAACGGAUGGGCAUUCUUGAAUUGAUCAUCGAUUUACCUCCAGGACAUCAGUUAACUGUUUUCUACAAGUUCAGACGAAUUUUGCAACACUGGGACGAGUAUCCACCCGAUGCUAACCACGGAUAUUUCCUCCCUGCGGCAACAGUAUCCUAUCAAAUCCCACAUGAACGGCUUUUUGCCGUAGAAGCCAGAAGACUACCAGCAGAUCGUGAAUUGGCCUUACCCAACUGGGCCCAUACUUACGGUCAAUACUUGUAA